AUGGGGGGCAAGUCUGCUACCAAGGCCGCUUACUUCGAGAAGCUCAAGGCCCUUCUCGAUGAGUACAAGACGGUCUUCAUUGUCGGUGUCGACAAUGUCAGCUCUCAGCAGAUGCACGAGAUUCGUCUGAGUCUCCGUGGCGAGGGUGUCGUCCUGAUGGGUAAGAACACCAUGGUUCGCCGUGCCAUCAAGGGCUUCGUCAACGACAACCCCGAGUACGAGCGUCUGCUCCCCUUCGUUAAGGGUAACGUUGGUUUCAUCUUCACCAACGGUGACCUCAAGUCCACCAAGGAGAAGAUCCUGGCCAACCGUGUCGCUGCUCCCGCUCGUGCCGGUGCCAUCGCCCCUGGCGAUGUCUGGAUUCCCGCCGGUAACACCGGUAUGGAACCCGGUAAGACCUCUUUCUUCCAGGCUCUCGGUGUCCCCACCAAGAUUGCUCGUGGUACCAUUGAAAUUACCACCGACCUCAAGCUUGUUGAGGCUGGAAACAAGGUCGGUCCCUCUGAGGCCACCCUGUUGAACAUGCUCAACAUCUCUCCCUUCACCUAUGGUAUGACCAUCCAGCAGGUCUACGACCAGGGUCAGUGCUUCAGCUCUGCUGUCCUGGACAUUGAGGAGUCUCAGCUCCUCGAGGCCUUCUCCAGCGCCAUUAACACCAUCACCACCAUCUCCCUGGCUGUUAACUACCCCACUCUCCCCGCUGUCAUGCACUCCCUGGUCAACAGCUACAAGAAGGUUCUUGCCGUUGCUGUUGAGACCGACUACAGCUGGCCCGAGAUUGAGGAGCUCAAGGACCGUAUUGCCAACCCUGACGCUUACGCCUCUGCUGCUCCUGCCGCUGCCGCUGCCCCUGCUGCCGGUGGUGCUCCCGCCGCUGAGGCUCCCAAGGAGGAAGAGGAGGAGUCCGAUGAGGACAUGGGCUUCGGCCUCUUCGACUAA
Messenger RNA from Aspergillus vadensis CBS 113365, 939 nucleotides. Its product is annotated as 60S ribosomal protein uL10. Gene Ontology annotation, molecular function: large ribosomal subunit rRNA binding; structural constituent of ribosome. NCBI's taxonomy places the organism in Eukaryota, Fungi, Ascomycota, Eurotiomycetes, Eurotiales, Aspergillaceae. The transcript is spliced from 3 exons. Gene Ontology annotation, cellular component: cytosolic large ribosomal subunit. Gene Ontology annotation, biological process: ribosomal large subunit assembly; ribosome biogenesis; cytoplasmic translation. Bases 1 to 939 code for a protein of 312 amino acids. The record is from RefSeq and is a predicted model, not a curated record.